AUGGCGUGGAAUGAUGUUGUUAGGUCAAACGGUAAGAAUAAUGACGAGACAAGUAAUCCCAAGAGCAAAACAGAUAAAGCAAAAUCGGCGAACGGUAAGGUUAGUUCAAGUUCAAUUAAUGUUGAUAACCAAGUUCAAGCUGAACAGAAACCGUGGAAUGUAAUUCUUGGUGAUUCUAUGAUAAAAAAUAUAGAAGGAUGGAAACUGUCUAAAGAGAAAAAAGUGACAUCUAGAUCAUUUCCAGGUUCAACUAUCGACGAUAUGUCAGACUUUAGUAAGCCUUUUCUUAGACAAAAGCCUGAAAAUCUUAUUUUACAUAUAGGUACUAAUGAUAUGAGUGGUGAAUCAAGUGAUAAUGUUGCUACCAAAAUUGUUCGCUUGUCCAAAAAUAAGCAAUCUCCAACUACUAAAUUAGCAAUAUCAGGGAUCAUAUUUCGAACUGACAAUGAGAACUUAAAUGCUAAUAUAAAGCAGAUUAACGAAUUACUCAAGUCAGCCUGCAGAAAUAAUGGAUGGAAAUGCACUAGUAUCAAAUCAUAA
Molecule: messenger RNA, 540 nt
Organism: Paramuricea clavata
Lineage: Eukaryota; Metazoa; Cnidaria; Anthozoa; Malacalcyonacea; Plexauridae
Source: the annotation of a GenBank genome assembly